ACUGCUUAUAAACCAUGAGGGUUGUGUGAACACACUACAACAUGAGUGUAAACCCUUCUUUCAUGACCACGGACAGGAUGGUAGAAACCAAACAAGUCCUUCCAGAUUUCCGUGCUUCUAUGCAGCCCCUAUGACAGAGGCUGACAACACCAUGGGGGCAGACAGCAAGGAGGCCAAGAGCCGGCUGGAGGACAUCAAGUACUACACCUCGUUGUUCCUGGGAACCCUGUGUAUCGUGUGUGUGUUUGGUUUCCUCUUCUUGGUUCCGUUUGUUCUAGAUCCAGCGAUCUCAACGCUGAUGCAUGAUUUUGUUCAGAGUCCAGUACAUUGUAAGGUGACAAGUUAUGAGCUGAGAUACGGGCGAACCAACUGUAGCUGGGCGAGCUGCCGUGAAGGUUGUACAGCUUCUAUUUACAAAUGUCAUCAAAUCAGGGUAAAGUACACACCACAUGUACCGUACGAGAAUGGAACUUUUGUCUCUGAUAUUGGGAUAGAGCACUGGGCUGAUCUUACAAGAAUAGAGAGACCUAGAAACCCGGAUACUGGGGAACUGACUGGAUCAGAAGUGAUCGUAGAAGAUACACCCCUUCUCAUCAAUAUUAAGGGGUGUGGAUACCCUCCAGAAGUAGAUUGCGAUAUGUAUGCUGAAAGAUAUGACAACUAUUCGAUGACAGAGGAGACCUUCCCUUGCUACUAUUCAAAAAUGAAUCCCUGGAUAGUCCUCUCAGAGUACAGCAGGGAUGAGACUGUAAGCAGUAUUAUGUUCUCCAUCCUUAUACCUAACCUUCUCUUCGUUCUCUCUCUUGUAGUUCUUGUUUACUGGUAUUGUCCGUACUGUCAGGCCAGGUGUAGAAAAUACGAGGAGCAAACUGAUUUCAGAGAUCCAGACGAUGAGUCUGAGAUAGAUGAUUUUAAUGGAGGGAAUAACUAAAGUAAACUCAGAAGUUGAGAACAGUAAAAUCAAAAAAAAAU
Eurytemora carolleeae is the source of this 972-nucleotide messenger RNA. RefSeq names its product protein tipE. NCBI's taxonomy places the organism in Eukaryota, Metazoa, Arthropoda, Copepoda, Calanoida, Temoridae. The record is from RefSeq and is a predicted model, not a curated record. Gene Ontology annotation, molecular function: sodium channel regulator activity. Gene Ontology annotation, biological process: regulation of sodium ion transport. Bases 131 to 931 code for a protein of 266 amino acids. The transcript is spliced from 11 exons.